AUGGAUAGAAGUGGAUUAAAUGAUUCUGUAUUACUUCCUAAAACUAGGUUUUCAUUAUCGUCUUUAAGAAAGGGAGGUUUGCUAAAUGAGUCUAGGCGCCAAACAAAAUCCAGUAUAUCUGGUAAAUCUAUUCAGUCUAAUCAAGUUAUUCAUAGAUCAAAUCUUCAUGUUGUCGAAACUUUUGGUAUGACACUCCCAGUUUUGGUUAGAGAAGCUUUAACUUUUUCAGACAGAAAUGCUGCAGUUAGUGUUCGUGUAUCUAAUAGUGGUUGGGCUUGGUUCGUUUGUGGAAGGCGUUUAUUGAUUUGGCAAUGCAAAGUUGAUGAAUCCUUACAUGAGGAUGGAAGAAGAAGAUUUUUUAACAAUCAAUGUAGAGAACUAACAUUGCCCUCAAGUGAUUUAGCAUAUAAAGCUGAAUUAGUUGUUGUGUAUACUGCUCCAGAAAAUCAAGUUCCAUCUUGCAUUGCAGUAUCACCAGAAGGAAUUAUUAGGUAUUGGCCAAGUAUUACUCACGAAGGCUCUUCUGUAGAGGUCAACGCUGAGUUGCAGGGCCAAGAAUGUGACUCUCUUACAGAUAUAAAUCCAAUAGGUUGUGUUUUAGCAACAACAACUGCCACAGUCAUUUUGGUUCAGCCCCAAAUGAGUUCAGGUCGCUUUAGUAUUCUUUUCAGACCUUUUAAAUUAUCUCAAGGAUGGCUGAAAGGCAUUGGUCGUUUAAUACCAUCAUUAUUAUUUGGCUCCAUGCAAUCUUGCCAUAUAAUGGAAACUGUAAAUAUCUUUUCAGUUAAAAACUUAGGACAUGAACAUUGCGAAUGGCUACUCUAUAUAUUAGCUGGCCACACACUACAAAAAUGGAUUUUAGUCGAAGGAGAAUUAGAAAGGCUUGUAUUUGAGUGUGAUAUUAAUCAGUUAGCUACAGAUGCUUUUCAAAAAACUAUAUGGGAACCUUUCGGAGGAAAUUCUAAUGAAAUUCAAGUUUGGCUUUUAGAUAUGCAUCCUACUGAGGGAGGUGUUACCGUUCUUUUGGGUGGCACAAAUCCACAAAUUUCUCCACAAUUUUAUUACGCCUUAGGUACACUUUUAACAAAUUCCCUUGUUCAACCUUCAAAAUUCGAUCGUUUUUGCCCGUUAAAAAAUACAAGUUUUUACAGAGAAUCUGAUGAACAAGAACUUUUGAGUUAUAAAUUUCUCGUAACCGGAGGAACUGCUUUUCUUUACAAGCCCAAAAGUAUUUUAGCCGUGUCAGCUGUAAACUUUGGCGAAGAGGCCGAUAAUAUAGAUUUCAUUGGACAAAACGAUCAAAUUUUAGGGGGAGCUUUGUGUAAAGGAAUUCCAGUAUUUUUUUCAGUCGUGCACGGAUUGGUUUCCGUAUUACCAUCAGAAUCUUCUCGUCUUGAAUUCAGCAACAUGAGCAUCAGCGAUAUAGCAUCAGCAGAUCCUUCAACGUCUGUUUUGGGUGAACAAAUGAACAUUGCAAUAACCGAUUUCGAAUUGGAAGAUUUAUCUAUGAGUAAAGAUGGCGUCGUUCAAUUGAAAGCUGCGUUCUUGUAUUUUAUCAGAAGAAAUACAGAAACGGCAGAAAGUAUUGUAAAUUCUUUAUUUCCUUACGAGGAAGAGCCAGCGAAUGAAAUCGAUGCUCAUUUGGACACGGUCGUGACUAAAGUUGCUUUGGAUAUAAUUAACGACAUACCUUCCGGGGAUCCGAGAUGGGCACCCAUCAGAUCAUCCGAAAUAACACUCGGAAGUUCUUCGUCUCUUCAAAUUUUAAAUCAAUUGGAAGAUAAGCAGCGUGCCUUGGAAUGGUUUUUCUCCUUUUUAAAAGAAGUCAAAAUAUGGGAAAGGUUAUCGGCAGUAAGUCUUCGUGAAACGAUAACGGCUACAACUCACGUCUUGGCGGAAUACGCAGAAAAAAUAAUUAGUGCCAUUGCGUUGAAAAAUUUAUUUUCAAAUCACAGUUCGUUGAUUGAACAGUGUAUCAAACAUGUCGUCGGCGAUGAAAAACUCGUUCACGGUUUGACUCAUCAAGAUUUAUUUUUUCGCGAAGUAUCUCGCAGCGUGGAAGGUUUACAAUUUUUCAGUCUUUGGUGUGACAAUGUGGCACACAGUACUCGAAGACCCCAAGAAAUAGCCAUCGCAUUGAGAGAAGCAAACACGAUUUUUUUGAGCGUGUUGUUGGAAGUACUUCAGUGGCGAAAACAAAAGCUUGAAUAUUUCACUCCGAAAAAUCCAUUUCUCCCGAAAUCUUGCGAAUAUUUACCCUGGACUUCGGCUCCUGGAAGCGAAGGAUUGAGAGAAAGUUUAACACUUUUGCACGAGCUGACGUUUAAGUGUGGCGCUCGAGCUACAGGCGAGAUAGAAUUAAGGAAUUGCUUGUACGAACAGUUGGUGAGCUUGACGGAUAUUUUAUUGGAUGGACGAAGAAGUCACGUGAACAGUGUCAAAGGAGGUGCGAAAUUCGAAACUUUGCACCAUCAAUACGAAACUAGUCGUUCGGAAUUAAUCAAACCGUUUUUGGAAGAUGGUCAAUACGAACAAGCAGCCGUUUUGGCAGAGAAAUAUCACGAUUUUCACACUUUAAUACAGAUAUGUGAAAAAACUAAUAACAUGGAUCGAUUGGAUAGUUACUGCGAAAAAUUUUCCGAAGAGAAUUUUUCGCAAUAUUUAUUCAAUUGGUACAUAAAAGAAAGGAAACCUGGGAGAUUAUUGCAACAGUUUCGCAUGAGGUCGAAACCGUUAAAGCAAAAGAAAGAGCUGUCGCAUUUUCUCAACGAUCAUCCGUCUUUGCAAUGGUUGCAAUGCAUUUUUGCAGGACAGUACAAACAAGCGAGCAGCACUCUGCAUCAGUUGGCAAAAGAAGAAGCUGAAUCGCUCACGCGUAAAAAGACCAUGCUGUCGCUUGCAAAAUUAGCUCUUUUAGCAUCGGAGGAAGACGAAGUCGCUUCGGAAGAAAAACUGAUGGAAUUCGAUUCAGAGUUGGAAUUGGUGUCUCAUCAAGAAGACCUUCCCACGAGCGUAUUGAACACUUACGGAUACGACAUAACAAAAUUGGGAGUUUUGACACCCGCGGAAUUGAUAAAAUUGUACAUCUGCGAGGAAAAUGAAAACGUCACGGAAGUCGAUUUUAAAAAAGCAAUCGAUCUUUUGGAAUACAUUGAAGAUGAUCUCGAAAGAAACGAAUUGAGACAUGCCAUUUGGUGCAACGCCAUACUCAGAGAUAAUUGGAAAGACGUGGAUCCAGAUUCGUCGAUAGAAAACAUAUUGAAUUUAUUUUUCUUCAAAUUGGUGGAUAUCGUCGAAUUCAUGGGCAAAAUUAUUUUAGGCGGAGAAGAAUUUUUACCAUCCAUCGAAUCUCUACUAGAAGCACAAGAAUUGAACGAAAUGAAAAACGAUCGUCAUUUUCAAUAUUUGAUAAGAGUGGGUUACGAACAUUUUCAAAAGGCUUCGGGUUGCAACGAUCAGUACAAUCAUCUGACGACGUAA
Molecule: messenger RNA, 3480 nt
Organism: Pediculus humanus corporis (human body louse)
Lineage: Eukaryota; Metazoa; Arthropoda; Insecta; Psocodea; Pediculidae
Product: Nuclear pore complex protein Nup133, putative
Exons: 20
Coding region: 1-3480 (1159 amino acids)
Biological process (GO): protein import into nucleus; transcription-dependent tethering of RNA polymerase II gene DNA at nuclear periphery; poly(A)+ mRNA export from nucleus
Cellular component (GO): nuclear pore outer ring
Molecular function (GO): protein binding; structural constituent of nuclear pore
Source: RefSeq, a predicted model, not a curated record